Penicillium antarcticum is the source of this 2553-nucleotide messenger RNA. Its product is annotated as putative cell wall protein. The record is from RefSeq and is a predicted model, not a curated record. Bases 1 to 2553 code for a protein of 850 amino acids. The transcript has a single exon. Lineage: Eukaryota; Fungi; Ascomycota; Eurotiomycetes; Eurotiales; Aspergillaceae.
AUGCGUUCCUCUCUCGUUCUGCUCGCCGGUCUGGCGGGCUCGGCUCUUGCCUACCCUACCGAUAUGGCCGUUGAGCGCCGUACCUUUGGUCUCCUGGCUGAGAUCCUCGGCGGUGUUUCCGACAUCACUGUCGACGUGACCUCCAUUCUCAGUGCUGUCCUCGGCGGCGUCCACCACAGCCACUCUUCUUCCCUCCUUGCUGGUCUCGGAGCUGAGGGUGCUGCUGCGCUUGAGGGUGGUGCCCUGGGUUGCAAGGCCGGUGUUAUCCACGCCAAGGCUCGUGCUGCCCUCAAGGUCUGGCUCCACCUUCACGCCGACCUCGAAGCUUCCCUGAAGACUUCCCUGAUCUCUUGGUGUGAGGGUGACGAUGAGCUCGUCCUCUCCGCUGAUGUCUUGGCUGCUCUUGCCGUAUAUAUCCCCUCGUGCGCCGACAUCGCCGCCAAGGGUCAGCUCUACGUUACCAUUGAUGGUAUCUUCGGUGCUUCCUCCCUCGAGUCUGCUCUCGUCCUGAGCGCUUCCUUCCAGUCCUCUCUCUCUGCUUGGAUUGAGGCCGCUGUUGGCCUUGACGUGGAUGUCAAGGCUGGUCUCCAUGCCUGCGCUGCUGGUGGCGUUGUCGCCAGUCUGAGUGCUGAUGUCAAGGCUGGCCUCCUCGCCUGGAUCAACGGUUCCAGCUGUGAUCUCAGCGCUGAGCUCAAGGUCGCUAUUCUGGCCUGGAUCAACGGCCACCACGGCCACGGUCUCGUUGAGAUCGGUGCUCUCGGUGAGGCUGCUCUCUCCACCAUCUCUGUUGGUGCUUCCGUCGGCGUUCACGUCGAGGACUCCGGUAUUCUCUCCGUUGGAGGUCAGGCCUCCCUCGCUGCCUUCCUCGGUGCCGACGUCUCUGCCGACCUCGGUGCUGAUGUCAAGCUUGCCCUCGAAGCCUGUGCCAAGGGCAAGGUUGCCACUGCUGUUGACCUCGACAUCCGUACCAAGCUCGCUAUCUGGCUCUCCGGCUCCGACUGCUCGCUCGGUGUCGAACUCAAGGCCGUCGUUCUCUUCUGGCUGUCCUUCGGUGUUGAUGUUUCCGUCUCCGUUGACCUCGUCAGCGGUGUUCUUACUGAUGUUACUGGUCUCCUCACCGAGCUCCUCUCCAGCCUGAGCGUCGACCUCCGCACUGCUCUCUCCGUCAUCAUCUCCGGUGGCAGCCUCGAGUCCGUCUCCCUGUCUGCUCGCGCUGAGCUCGCUGCCUUCCUCGGUGGCUGCACUGGCCUCGAGAUCGACGUCAACAUCCAGCUCAUCAUCAUCGAGUGGUUCACUGGCUGCUCCAUCCCCGGCGCUCCCUCCGGCACCAAGUCUUCUUCCGUCCCCAGCCUGCCUUCCAGCACUCCCUUCGUAUCCAGCACUGGUGUCCCCUCUGGCCCCGGCGCUAGCGUCUCUGUCUCCGUCCCCGGUAGCCCUGCUCCCUCUGGUGUCAGCCCUACCGGAUCCGUCCCUGCCGGCCCCGGUGCUAGCGUCUCUGUCUCUAUUCCUGCCGGCCCUGCUUCCAGCGGCUCUGCUCCCUCCGGUUCUUCUCCUUCCGGCCCUGAGACUACCCCCUGUGACACUCUCACCGGCGUUGAUGUUUCCAGCACUGUGAUCCCCGGUAUGCCCGCUCCCUCCGGCGGUGCCUCUGGCUCCAUCCCCGGCGGCCCUGCUCCUUCCGGCUCUUACCCCUCCGGUGGUGCUUCGGGUCCCGCUCCCUCUGGCCCUGCCGUUACUGGUGGUGCCUCCGGUCCUUCUCCUUCCGGUGUCAGCCCUACCGGCACUCCUGUUGCCCCCGGUGCUGGUGAGACCACCACUCCCUGCGACACCUUGACCAGCGAGCAGGUCGGUAGCACCGUUAUCCCCGGCGUUCCCGCUCCCUCCGGUGGUGCCUCUGGCCCCGCUCCUUCCGGCCCUGCUGUCACUGGCGGUGCUUCCGGUCCCUCCCCCUCCGGUGUCAGCCCUACUGGCACUCCCGUUGCCCCCGGUGCUGGUGAGACCACCACUCCCUGCGACACCCUUACCAGCGAGGAGGUUGGUAGCACCGUCAUCCCCGGUGCCCCUGCUCCUUCCGGUGGCGCUUCCGGCCCUGCUCCCUCCAACACCGACGUCAGCCCCACCGGUACCCCCGUCCCCAGCGGCCCUGCUGCCUCUGGUCCUGCCCCUACCGGCGCUGCCCCCGGUCCCAGCGGUACCCCCGUUGCUCCCGGUGCUGGCGAGUCCACCACCCCCUGUGACACCCUGACCAGCGAGCAGGUCGGUAGCACUGUCAUCCCCGGCAUGCCCGCUCCUUCCGCCUCCGGCCCCGCUCCCUCCAACUCCGACGUCAGCCCUACUGGCACUGCCGUCGUCCCCAGCGGCCCCGGUGCCACCGGCGGCUCAUGGACCGAGACCUGGGCUUACACCCAGACCGUGGAGACCACCAUCUCCGCCACUGUCCCCUGCGAGACUGGCUCCGGCGUUGCCCCUACCGUCACCGUCCCUGCCGCCGCCUCGUCCGUCAUCACCGUCACCGCUACCGUCACCGCCACCGUCUGUGGCUGCGACGAGUAA